Messenger RNA from Capsicum annuum, 2718 nucleotides. RefSeq names its product transcription factor GAMYB-like. Lineage: Eukaryota; Viridiplantae; Streptophyta; Magnoliopsida; Solanales; Solanaceae. The transcript has 4 exons. The coding region runs from base 790 to 2307 and encodes 505 amino acids. The record is from RefSeq and is a predicted model, not a curated record.
GCUGCUUCAACAUUUUUUUUCUUCUCUCUCUCUCUCUAAACUUUUUUUCAGUGUUAUAAAUGUCAAAAUCUGCAUCUCUUCUCUUCACAAGUGCAAUUGCCCCCAUUACUAUCGCCUAGUUGUUGAACUAAGAGAGAGAAAAUGCCGCAAAAAGUAAAGAGAAAAAUAUAGCUAAUAAACACUACAGUACAAUUUUUAAUUUUUUUUUUUCAUUGCAGAAAAAAGAAACUUUCUUUGUUUUUCAUUCUUUUUUUUUGUUCUCCUUUGUGCUUUUUCCACUUUUUAAUCUAAUGAUGUUGUGUUAAGUGUUAACCAUUCCUCAUUUUUCUCUUCUAUCUUUGCCUCUUCUUUUGCCAUGUAUUUUUUUUUUUUUUUAAUUUUCAUAAUCAGCUGACACCUUUUAUAUUUCUCUCUCUAUAAUUUCUUUUUUAUUUUUGUUUAAAAUUUUGAAAAAUAAAUGGAUCUUGGUGAUACCCACUUGUUUUUUUGCUGACCCUUUUAUCAGGGUUUGGAAAAAAAUCAAAUCUUUUUUUUGACCCUUUUUAGUUUUGGAUUCACAUUUGAGGUUGUGGGUGUUGGAUUUUAGGUUUUGUAUUUGCAUGAUCCAAUGUUAGGGUUUGGUUGUUGGUGUUUUGGGUAUUUUUUUUAGUGGGUUUAAGGAAUUUUUUCUUUUUGGGGUUUAAUUAGAUUGAAUUCUAUUUUAGUUUUUUUUUUUUUUUAGUUUUGAAGAAAGUGGUGGUACUUUUAAAGAGUCCUCGGGCAACUUUACCAGCUUUCUUCGUUCAGGAUAUGAGUAUGACAAGUGAAAGUGAUGACAGGAUGGCAUCACAAGAUGGGGUGGAUUCGCCAUCUGUCGAAGAAGCUUGUGGUGGAGGAAUUACCGGAGGAGGUCUACCACUUAAAAAGGGCCCAUGGACUUCUGCAGAAGAUGCAAUUUUAAUGGAUUACGUCACGAAACACGGUGAGGGGAACUGGAAUGCUGUCCAAAAGCACUCAGGACUUGCUCGGUGUGGUAAAAGUUGCCGUUUGCGGUGGGCCAAUCACCUGAGACCAGAUCUAAAGAAAGGUGCAUUCACUCCCGAGGAAGAGCGGCGCAUAAUUGAACUGCAUGCUAAGAUGGGAAACAAAUGGGCACGAAUGGCUGCUGAGUUGCCUGGGCGCACAGAUAAUGAGAUAAAGAACUACUGGAAUACCAGGAUAAAGAGACGUCAGCGUGCAGGCUUGCCAAUUUACCCUCCAGAUAUUUCUUUUCAGGCGAUCAGCGAAAACAAACAAAAUGAGGAGUUGGGUGCAUUCUCCUCUACUGAUUCACAGUAUCCUGAUUUCUUGCCAAUGAACAAUUUUGAGAUUCCAGCUGUGGAAUUCAAAAGGUUGGAAUUCAAUAAGCAGUUGUGUCCACCAGCACUUCUUGAUAUUCCCAAUGGUGGCAUACUUGAUAUUCCUGGAAGAAGCCUGUUGGCACAGGGUCUUAAUUCUGCCUAUUACAGUCGGUCAUUCCUCUCAACAAUGCCUCCAGCCAAGCGUAUACGAGGUGCAGAAUCUCUGUUCUCUGGUUUAAAUGGUGAUUGCUCUCCAUCAAAAAAUGAAGGUUCUUUUCCAACCUGCCAUCAAUAUCAGGAUGAUGGUUCCUUGCUUGCUCAGUCGAUGGGAUUUUCAUCUUCAUUUAAUCAAAAUUUAACAUCUGUUCAUCACCCCUCAUCCUCGGGUGUAAUUCCUGGCAGCCAUGCCCCUCUAAAUGGCAAGACCUCUUCUUCAGAGCCCUUGUGGGCAGAGAAGCUCGAGCUCCCUUCAUUCCAAAGUCAGAUGGCAAGUUGGGGCUUAUCUUCUUCCCCCCUUCCUUCACUUGAGUCUGUCGACACUGUGAUUCAGUCCCCUCCAACUGAGCAUACUGAAUCAUGCAAUUUGUCACCUAGGAACAGCGGUUUGUUGGACGCUGUACUUUAUGAAUCUCAAACUAUGAGAGCUUCAAAGAGUAUCUUGCACCAGGAGAAUUCUGGUGAUGUGGUUGAUAAUUCAUGUCCCGAUCUUCACGAGACUGGAUGGGAAACAUACGGUGAUCCAAUCUCUCCAUUAGGUCAUUCUGCUGCAUCAGUGUUUAGCGAAUACACUCCUACCAGUGGAAGCUCCCCAGAGGAGCCCCAGUUGGUGACAAUGCCAGGUUGCAAGGUUAAGCAGGAGAAGUUUGAUUUCGGACCCUAUGAUGGGAAGGAAGAUGCAUCAGACCUGAUCUUUUCCAGGCCAGACUACUUGCUCGAAUCCAAUUGUUUUGGUCAUAUGCAAAAAACCGCAAGAUCGAUCUGGCACUGAAUAUGCUGUAUUUGGUUCUGAUCUUUUUGAUGAUUAUAGUCUGUUAGCCACACCAUCAGGUCAAGGCUGUGGACGUGGUUCUUGUGCACGGGUUGCCAUGUCUACGAUCUAGUGAAUAAGCUCCACAAGAUUAUGGUACUUUUAACGCCUUGCAAACAUUUUUCGAUGCAAACUUUGAUUGUUCCAGCUAUCAAACAACUAUAGAAGACUGAUGUAAUAUUUUUCCAUAAGCUGAAAGUGACUUUUCAUGUUAGGUUGUCUUUAGAUAUUGAAACACAAGAUACUGUUUGUAUGCGGCAUUAACUUGCCUGCCUUUCAUUUCCACUGUGUUUGACCACGAAUGUGACGCAUAUUGUUUGUUCUGGGACAAGAGUUUGAAGUGUUGCUAGUUUGCUACUCCCUUUUUCUCCA